GCAGGAUCCUGUUUUCCUUUAAGAGCUACUGAGGGCGAGUACAAUUUGAACUGUUAGCAAUUCAUUCCUCACACUGUUGUUAGUUUGAGUUCUGGAAUCAAUAACUUCAUUUCAUUUAGUCUUAAUCAAGUAAACGAUCUUAAUUCAAACGUAAGGAUUAAGACAUAGUGCGUGAAAGGAAUAAAAUUCUCUAUGAAAGAGACAUGACUAGCUGUGUUCCAACAGUACAGCAGAGGCAGGAUCCUGUUUUCCAUUAAGAGCUACAGAGGGCGAGAACAAUCUAAAUUCCAGUGUGGAGUUACUCUGUUGUUAGUUAGUGUUCUGGAAUCAAUAACUUCACUUCAUUUAGUCUUAAUCAACUAAACACCCACAAGCAUAAGGAUUAAGACAUUGUGCGUGAAAGGAAUAAUAUUCUUUAUGAAAGAUCCCGAGAAAACGGACACAGACGUCCAUAAUGGGGUCAUCGAGUAUGACCAUGACGUCAAAGAAGUAGGGGUACAGAAUGGCGACUUGGAUUGUGAGACAACUCCAAUGAAGUCGACACAGACAGAGAUAGAAAUGCAGUCACCACAAGCUUAUGCAGCGGUUAGAUUUGAAGAAAUGCUCAUUGAAGUAAUUAAUUCCUCCACCUUGUAUGUCGACUGGUGUCCUGUCCUUAACUGUGAUAAUCUAUACGGAUACAAAAUACGUUACUCAAUAACAGACAGUUCCUCAUACAAUGAGGUUUUUGUGACUCCAGGAAUAUCAAAUUACACACUAACUGGUCUAAAACCCGCGACUGAAUACGUCAUUUGUGUUAAUGCAAUAGAUGAUAACGAAAGGGUGAUACAACAGUGUGGUCUUGCAACGCAGAAAACAGUUGAAUUUGAAGAUGAGAGACGCAAUCACCUUGGUGCACCAAACUGUACGGUGAUUGCUGGGGUAAUGCUGCUACUGAUCGCAGUAGUUGUACCAGUUACCUUCCUCUUUCUGAGAAAGUGCGGGCCUUGUUCUAGUACAACUGACAACAAAAUUACUAUCAUACAGCAGGAUGCAAGAGAAGACACGGUGACAUGGAAAUAUGGAAAGGGCGGCGGACAGAAUGACCAAACAAGCAAAGAACUGAAUGUCACACAACCACGAUCUCAUCUUAGAGUGAUACAUUAUUAGAUAUCAUAUGUUAAAUAUCAUACAGCGUUUGUAAAAAAUAACUCUUUUAUAAAAAUAAUAUUACCGGUAUAUAUAUAUAUAUAUGUAUUUAUAUCACUAUUGUUAUAAACAAAGAGAUUGUGAAUGAUACUACACUUUUUAUUUCACUAUAUUUACUUUUACUGUAUAUUUUGAAUGGAAAUUCUGUAUUUUCGUAUUUUAAUAAUAUUGGUGGAAUUAUAUCAAGGACGCCCCUUUCCGCGAGGUUGCACGCGCAAUCUAACGUCAUUCACAAAAUAAACAUAAACAAAAUGGCGUCUUUCGGAAAAAGUAGGCCACCAAGAUUUGUAUAAAAAAUCACGGUAAAGGUUAAAACUGAAUUUAACAUUAUUUUAAAUAAAAACUAGAAAAUGAAUUUAUUACAAUUGAACGUGGGUGGGUCUUUUUGGCUGUUCCAUUUAGAUGGUGAAAAAAUCUAUAUCCUGACAUUUAUUUAAAUAUUCUGAUACUCGUGGAAAGCAAAUUUAUUAUCUGCUUAUUUGCAUUUCGGCCUCAGGACUUUUUUUAAAGUAACACUGCUCAUGUAAAAAUGCUACAUGUUGACUUUCGUUGAGCACUAUGUUGAGGUAUAGAUGUAGUGAAACAAAGAGUCUAUUUGUAUACAUUAUAGUUUUUUCGGAACAGUGUACACUGUAGUAAUGUCUAUCUGCUUUUGAAAAAUAUUAACAUUGACAUAACCAGCUCUGUAGUUUAUGCUUGCAAACUUUAAUUCAAAGCACUGGUCGAAAUUCGUAGAAUUUUAUUGCGCAUACUUCGAAAUUGAAAAAGUAGAAACUGCAAAGGUCGACAAAAUUCGGAAAGACAUCUGUAAUAGUCCAAAUAAACGAAAUACGAUUUACAGAAUCGAUAGACAUUUUACACUGAGAGCCAAGGAUAAACGAAAGGAAUGUCUAUCGCUGUAAAACGUAUCCCGAAUUUAUUCUACUGCAGAAACUGCCAACAAUUGCGCAUAAAACCAAAGGUGAAACAUAAAUCAUAUGUCUUAGAACUAUACAAUACAAGAUUAAAUGACCAACAUCAGUACAUUCGGUGUAACAGACGCCUUGUCUAAUAAAGUUAACUUUGAUUGAUAAAUGAGUGGCAAUAUAGACAGAAUAUUGCAUGUAUUACCAUACAGCAGAAUAAAUGAGCCGCGCCAUGAGAAAAUCAACAUAGUGGGUUUGUGACCAGCAUGGAUCCAGACCAGCCUGCGCAUCCGCGCAGUCUGGUCAGGAUCCAUGCUGUUCGCUAACAGUUUCUGUAAUUGCAAUAGGCUUUGAAAGCGAACAGCAUGGAUCCUGACCAGACUGCGCGGAUGCGCAGGCUGGUCUGGAUCCAUGCUGGUCGCAAAGGCACUAUGUUGGUUUUCUCAUGGCACGGCUCAAAUAGACUGUACACUGUAAUUGCUACACUGUUUCCCUGCAGUUAUUCUGUGUUAGAUUUGUGCAACAAUAUUGUAUUUUUAUAAUGUAAAAGGGUGAACAUUUGUUCUUUUUAUCAUUGAUUUACGUGUUAUGUGAAUUCUUUUGUUUUAAUAAAACAUUAAAAGCGAUCGAUCAUUGUGAG
Messenger RNA from Mercenaria mercenaria, 2733 nucleotides. RefSeq names its product leucine-rich repeat, immunoglobulin-like domain and transmembrane domain-containing protein 2. The transcript has 7 exons. Gene Ontology annotation, molecular function: protein binding. The record is from RefSeq and is a predicted model, not a curated record. The coding region runs from base 418 to 1149 and encodes 243 amino acids. NCBI's taxonomy places the organism in Eukaryota, Metazoa, Mollusca, Bivalvia, Venerida, Veneridae.